Messenger RNA from Heterocephalus glaber (naked mole-rat), 1734 nucleotides. NCBI's taxonomy places the organism in Eukaryota, Metazoa, Chordata, Mammalia, Rodentia, Bathyergidae. The record is from RefSeq and is a predicted model, not a curated record.
GGGGCGACCAGACCCCCCAGCCCCGCGCCCGCGCCGCGCCGCCGCCCACCCGGGGCAGCUCUGCCCGGGGCGCUGUAACUCUACACCGGCCUGAGCACUCGAGGCCUAUUUUUAUUCAGAAACCAGCGGCCAGGGCUUCCACGCAAGGUCCUCGAAAACUGUUGCUGAAGGAACGGUUUGUCCAAAAAAAAUCUUUUGAGAUUUCUAAGUUGUGCUGCCAACUUCCCGGGGAGGCCUCCGCGGGCCGCUUGGGGGUGAAGGUGUUGCGUGAGCAGGGGGAGCUGGACCCCAGGGGCGAUCCCCAGGCCCCGUCGCAGGACUCCCCGCCAGCUGCGCUCCAGCCCCGCUCCUGCAGGACUUGGCCAGUGCAGCCUGGGGUCCAGCUGGUGCUGGCGAGGACAGGGGUGAUGAACGCGGCCGCCAAGUACCGCCUGGCCUCCCUGUACGUGGGGGACCUGCACGCCGAGGCCACCGAGGACCUGCUGUUCCGGAAGUUCAGCGCCGCGGGGCCCGUGCUGUCCAUCCGCAUCUGCAGGGACCUGGCCACGCGCCAGCCCCUGGGCUACGCCUACGUGAACUUCCUGCAGCUGGCGGACGCCCAGAGGGCCCUGGACACCAUGAACUUCGACGUGAUCAAGGGCAGACCCAUCCGCCUCAUGUGGUCUCAACGUGAUGCCUGCUUACGGAGAUCAGGAAUUGGGAACGUGUUCGUCAAGAAUCUGGACAGAUCCGUGGACAACAAAACCCUCUAUGAGCACUUUUCAGGGUUCGGAAAGAUCCUGUCCUCCAAGGUGAUGAGCGACGAUCAGGGAUCCAAGGGCUACGCGUUUGUGCACUUUCAGAGCCAGAGCGCUGCCAACUGCGCCAUCGAGCAGAUGAAUGGCAAAGUGAUCAAUGACCGGCCUGUGUUUGUCGCCCCAUUCAAACCCCGCAAGGAUCGGGAAGCCGAGCUCAGAAGCAGAGCCAGUGAGUUCACCAAUGUUUACAUCAAGAACUUUGGGGAUGACAUGGACGAUGAGAGACUCCAAGGUGUUUUCAGCAGAUAUGGCAAGACCUUGAGUGUUAAGGUGAUGACAGAUUCCAGCGGGAAAUCCAAAGGCUUUGGCUUCGUGAGCUUUGAGAGCCACGAGGCUGCCAAAAGGGCCGUGGAAGAAAUGAAUGGGAAGGACAUGAACGGGCAGCUCGUUUUUGUAGGCAGGGCACAAAAGAAAGUAGAGCGACAGGCUGAGCUGAAACACAUGUUUGAGCAGAUGAAGAAGGAAAGAAUUCGUAGGUGCCAAGGCGUGAAACUCUAUGUUAAGAACCUCGAUGACACCGUUGAUGAUGAACAACUACGAAAGGAAUUUUCUUCAUUCGGAUCUAUUACCAGAGUCAAGGUAAUGAAGGAAGAAGGGUACAGCAGAGGCUUCGGCUUGAUAUGCUUCUCCUCUCCAGAGGAAGCUGCCAAAGCCCUGACCGAGAUGAACGGCCGCGUCUUGGGCUCCAAAGCCCUCAGCAUCGCCUUGGCCCAGCGGCCCUGAGAAGGUGGCUUUCUCGCCAGGUGGGGAGGAGUGGACAGCUUUGCCUGCCUUGUCUUCAGGAGACCUCCAAUCCCGCUGAUGGCUGCUGAUUGUAUUUCAUUUUAUAAUAUGAUUUAUUUUUUCAUGCAAAUCCAGUUUUUUCUUUUGUGGAAAAAUAAAUGAAUCUCAGGUUCAUUUUAUAGAGGCACCUUUUCUACUGUUAAAAUUAUAUAUA